AUGAAAAAUAAAUUUAUUAUUAUACUUUUUUCUUUAUUAUUAUUAUUGUGUUUAGAUUUAAUGAUUAUAAAUGCUGAGGUUUUUCAGGAUUAUGAAAUUAAAGAUAUAAAUGAAAUUGAACAAAUUCAUGAUGUUUUGGAAGGUGAUGAAUGGAAAUCUCCAUAUCAAAAAAGAGAAGAUGCCAGAUUAGCACAACAACAAGACGAGAUGAGAAGAUUGACUGGAUAUGCUACAACUGGUAAACUUCCUACAAAUGUAAAUAGAUGUACAGGAAUAAAGUGUCCAUCUGGAUAUACAUGUAAUCAUGAUGGUGUCUGUAUGAAAAAGUGUGGCCGUGUUUGGUGUAUUGUAUCUACAGAUUGUGAAAAAGACUUGUUUGGAAUUCAAUUCUGUCGUCCACCAAGAGGAAAGAAGCCAUAA
This is a messenger RNA of Dictyostelium discoideum AX4, 420 nucleotides long. RefSeq lists its product as hypothetical. The transcript is spliced from 2 exons. The record is from RefSeq and is a predicted model, not a curated record. The coding region runs from base 1 to 420 and encodes 139 amino acids. Lineage: Eukaryota; Evosea; Eumycetozoa; Dictyosteliales; Dictyosteliaceae.